This is a messenger RNA of Guillardia theta CCMP2712, 714 nucleotides long. RefSeq lists its product as hypothetical. Gene Ontology annotation, cellular component: nucleus. The record is from RefSeq and is a predicted model, not a curated record. Lineage: Eukaryota; Cryptophyceae; Pyrenomonadales; Geminigeraceae. Gene Ontology annotation, biological process: mitotic DNA damage checkpoint signaling; protein phosphorylation. The coding region runs from base 1 to 714 and encodes 237 amino acids. The transcript has 2 exons. Gene Ontology annotation, molecular function: protein serine/threonine kinase activity; ATP binding.
AUGUCUGUAAGGGACGAAUUGUUGAUUUAUCCUGUGGACCAGCGAUUUCUCAACGAAGUGGAAAAACAGUUCGACUUAACGAGAAUGGUUGGUUCGGGAACUUUUGGGGAGGUUUAUGAGGCGUACGAUAGGGUGAAUCAUCGCAAAGUUGCAAUCAAACGAUUGUUUCCCUAUCAGACUCUUGAUGCCCACAAGAAGGAGGCUGGGUUCAUAUCAAGCCUGAAUGGCAAACCCAACAUUGUACAGCUUCAAUACAGCCCGCCGUUAGCGCCUGAUGGAAUCAUCCUCGUCGAAGAGCAGCAGGCUUUGCUAUUCGAAUUCUUCGAGCAUGACAAUCCUUCGGAUUACGUCAAGGACUUAACGAUCAAAGAGAUCAGCCAUUACAUGAAGAAUCUGUUUGUAGCCCUACGAUCCGUCCAUUCCCUCGGGAUCAUACAUCGAGAUGUGAAGCUCAACAACUUUCUCUACGACAGGAAGAACAAGAAGUACUUGCUGGUAGACUUCGGGCUGGCAGAGAAGAAAAUCCCCAAGGGCACUAUGGGGACUCGAGGGUACAGAGCUCCUGAGGUCGUGAUGGGCAGUCAGCACCAGACGACGGCAGUCGACGUGUGGAGCGCUGGAGUGAUUCUGCUGAACCUGCUGUGCCGCAAGACCCACUUCCAGUGGUUUCGGCAUGACAAUGACAACCUGGCGACCAUGGAGAUCUACGGGUAA